UUUAUGUUUUCUGUCUACUCGUUGUAUUAUUUCUGCUGUUUGCCAGGUUGGAAGGAGUGGAAUUAGACUUCUGAUUUCCGGGCAGAGGAUGAGGAAAUGGCGAUGGAGCAGGCAGCUGACCGCGUCUACAUGGCAGCCCGUCUUUUUGUGCGUCUUUUCAACCAGCGCGGGGCGUCCUUACAGCAUCGCAUCCUGGAGCUUUUGGCUAUGGCGGACGCCGCGGAUGAGUUCCAUAAGAAGACGGUGUCGGCCGCUGUGGGCGGAGGCGUGGCCAGCGUCGCGGGUAGCGUCACCACAAUCACAGGCCUCAUUCUGGCGCCUUUCACUUUUGGCGCCUCUAUUAUUGUGACAGCAGUGGGGAUCGGUGUGGCGACGGCAGGCAGCAUCAC
This is a messenger RNA of Neolamprologus brichardi, 389 nucleotides long. NCBI's taxonomy places the organism in Eukaryota, Metazoa, Chordata, Actinopteri, Cichliformes, Cichlidae. The record is from RefSeq and is a predicted model, not a curated record.